Molecule: messenger RNA, 341 nt
Organism: Loa loa (African eye worm)
Lineage: Eukaryota; Metazoa; Nematoda; Chromadorea; Rhabditida; Onchocercidae
Exons: 3
Source: RefSeq, a predicted model, not a curated record
GUUAUCGAUACACGUGGCUAGCCACUCCCAUCAAAAUUAGCAUUUAUAUACGCGAUCCCCUGCCAAUAGCAUACAGAAGCGGCUGGAUGAACAGUAUGCGCUUCAAAAAGUUUUACGCAACUGUUUCAGAAUUGGCAAGAAAUUAUUCCCAUCAAAAUGCGUUUCAUCUGCUUCAUCGUCUUCCUCAUCCAACUGAGUUACACUCAAACCAUCGUUUCAAACCUUUAGCUCAGUUUGAAAUUGAUGACUUCAUAAAAUUUGAGGAGCCGCAAACAGAACCGUUGGAUUUGUCAAUGUCAAGAACAUAUAUGGGAAUUCAUAAAUUUGUGGAGCUGCAGACA